Molecule: messenger RNA, 3370 nt
Organism: Macrosteles quadrilineatus (aster leafhopper)
Lineage: Eukaryota; Metazoa; Arthropoda; Insecta; Hemiptera; Cicadellidae
Exons: 11
Coding region: 147-3218 (1023 amino acids)
Molecular function (GO): protein binding
Source: RefSeq, a predicted model, not a curated record
UUGCUAAUAAAAAACUCAAUCCAAUUGGGUUGGGAAUUGGAAUUGGGAGCGUCGCAAAUCGCAAUCGCAACGCAACAUCCUCCUACGUUACGUAUACGUACGAUCCUACCUAACCUCAAUGUUGUAAUUAUUCUACCGUAGGCUACAUGGAUUCUUCAGCAGGCUUCAGACGAUCAAAACAAAGUGAAAUAAAAAAUGAAAAAGAGAAUCCCAGAACUAGCAGUGGAUUAGCUAGUCAAAGAAGUUUUAGUGAAGUUUUAGUAAGAGGGAAUAAACUAGACGAAAAGUGUGUGAAAGGCAGAGGCUACACAGAUUCUUCAAAAAACCCCAAAGGAUCAAAACAAAGUGAGUUGAAAAAUGAAAGGGAGAAUCUCAGAACUAGCAGCGGAGAUUCCAGUCAAAGAAAUGCGGUUCUUUUUAGUGAUAAAGUUAGAGGAAAUAAAGUAGACAAAGAGGUUCCAAAGCCACCCUUAGUAAGACCAAUCUAUCCUAAAUUUUCAAAAACUUGCUGGUCUCAAUCUAAAACGCCAACUCAUAAGGAAGAGACCAAAGAAGAGAAAAAAUCUAGAUUAAUAAAACAAUUACAAAAAUUUGAUUCUCCCUUUAAAUGGAAACCGAGAGAAGUUAAGCCAAUCAGCGAGCCGGAGGUCAUAAUUGAAAGAAUCCAAGAAAAGGAUAAAGAGCUGGUGGAUGAAAGAAAGUUUAAAUGGCGAAAAUUUUUACUCCAUUUAGUGAUCAGUUAUGAGUAUUGGCGAGCUAAAAAUAUUUCUAAGGCCUUUGAAGAAGUUUGUGGUUUAGAGUCCUUGUUAAAUAACGAGUCAAAUCAUCGUGACAACCUUUUUAGUUGCAUAGAAGAUGCUUUAAAACAUGUUGUCUAUGCUAGUAAAGCUUUCCUCUACCUGGAACAAAACAUGCUCACUGAGGCAGAAAAGUGCAUAGAUAUGAUCCUACCGAAAGAUGCGAUGAACCGUUCAAACAAAUCUGGGAUCCAUGGCAUUACAGCUGGAGUGUUAAUGGAAUACGGUCACAGAGGAAACAAGUAUGCAUUGGCUGAGGCUAGUAAGGCAAAGGUGAUAGACCAUUCUAUUGCUGAGUGGCACUUCUUCAUCAGUAAAUGCAUGGGGAGAUUGCGCAGAGUAGCUCAAUGUCAUGAUCUUGUAGACAGAACAGAAGUCACUGCGAUUAAUAAAGCUCUUGAUCUUGACAAGGGGAAUGCAACAUACAAAGUUUUCCUGGGCCAAGUCUUGGCCGAGAAAACAUUGAGGGAAUACAAACAUCAUCCUAAAAUAGAACCUGAGCUAAAUAACAAAAUUAAGAAAACAAACCAUGCAGCUAUGAAAAAUUUUGAAGAAGCGGUGGAAAUGAGACCAAAGGAUCCUCAUAUUUUAAUUCGUUGUGCCAAAGGACUGAUGAAACUUCCUUACCGUAAUAAAAAGCUCAAAUUUACCAAAGAAUGUAUUGACAAAGCUUUGGAAUUGGCUCCAAACAAUCCAAUGGUGCAUCAUGUACAAGCCAUGUAUCACCAGAGAUACGAUUGUGAUCAUGAACUUGAGUUAAAAGCAUAUGAAAGGGCGGCUUCAUUAAAUAAUUUUGGAGCAUCAUUGGAUCUCAUAAAACUACACCAUGAACUUCAAACUGGCGAUAUCCUUGAGGAGCUGGAGAUGGUUGCGACCAAAUAUGAGCAAACAGAGAGGGUCCAAGUAGUCUACACACAAGCAGGAUCUUAUCUGCUCUUCAUCAAGAAGGAUUUUGUGGGUGCAUUGAAAUACUAUUUGAAGGUGAUUGAAAUGGACAAAAUGUCAUAUGCCAUGAAGUCUCACAAGCCACUCUUCCUGCGUUUAAAAAAUCCAGUGAAUAUGUUUCAAAUCUUGAUAAAUGAAUUGGCAGCUGAAAAAACUGAUUGGCGUAGUUUUUCACCUGAAGAGAGGAAAGUUUUAAAAGAUGUUAGAAUAAAACUGAUGGAUUACAAACCACCUGAAGGUGCAACGGGACCAACAACUGUGGAGGAAGUGCUGAAAAAAGCAGAGGAACAUAUGCUUCCAAGAAAAAGGAAACAGAAAAGAAAACAGAAAUCAGGUAAAAAGUGGUGUGGAAAAAAAAAAUCUGUAGCUAAAGCUAAAGUGAAAAAAGACUUUUGUGAUGGUGAAAAAUUAAAUCCUAAAUUUAUAAACAAUUCAAGAAGCCCUGUCAGUGAGAACAGAAAUUUAAAUACUCAGAAUAAUCAUAAAAGAUAUAGUAUCAGCAGUUGUAGUUCUGUUGAUAGUAGUUAUCUUCGAGAUAGCACAACAUUCGGACCUAGAGCAUCUUGUCUGCAGACUAGUAAUGAGAAUUUAUAUGGUGCCCAAAGUGAAAGAACUUUGGACCAAAAAUUUUCAAGGGAGUCAGGAGAUUUAAAUGGGAAACGUUACUAUGAAAACAGAAAAUUUUCAAGAGAUUUGAGCAAUUCGAGUAGAUCUAGUAUCAAUUCAGUCCACAGUGGUUUUGUUUGUCGCCCCGAGAAAUUAAAUAAUUGGAUACCUAGUCCUGCAAAAUCCACAGAGGGAAGUCUGCUAACAGCUGACAACGUAAACAAGUUUGAACAGUCAUAUGACAAAAGUAUUCGGAGUUUAAGUCAGUUGUCAUUAACUGAUUCAUUGUAUAAUGAGGUACAAACUCCUAACUCCACAGAAGGAAGUCUGCUAACAGCUGACGACGUAAACAAGUUUGAAAAGGCAUGUGAUAACAGUAUUCGGAGGUUAAGUCAGUUGUCAUUGACUGAUUCAUUACAUAAUGAGGCACAAAGUGCUGCAAACUCCACAGAAGAAAGUCUGUUAACAGCUGACAACGUUACAAAGUUUGAACAGUCAUAUGGUAACAGUAUUCGGAGGUUAAGUAUGUUAUCAAUUUCUGAUGUUAGUGUAGGUAGCCAAGAUAGCAUAAGUACUUUGUCCGUGAUGGAUAGAGUCAAACAAAGUUAUGCAAUGCUUGGCCGUAAUAAUGAACGACAAAGUAAUGCUAAGAAAAACAAAAACUUUAACAAGUUUGGUAGUACUCAAAGUUUGAAUUUGCAGAAAUCUGAUGAUUGCAAGAGGAAUUUGGGAAGUAGUGGAAGUCUUAACAAAUUUGAAGAUAGCAAUCUUAAAAGAAGAUUGAAUUCACGAGAUUCUAGUGUUGAAAGUACUAGAUCCUUCUCAUUUAUGCCUUCUUUUGCUAAGAAAAAAUCUGAAAGUGAUUUGUAGCCAAUAAGUCGGUAUCUGUUAAGUAAGAGGUUGAAUGUCAUUAUGCCUUGUUGUCCGGUAAUAUAAUAAUUUCCAUUUUAGAUUUUAGAUGCCCAUUUAAAGGGGUAAUUUUAUGUUAUUUAAAAUAUUUUAAUAAAUUGUUUUUAGGCUUU